Daucus carota subsp. sativus is the source of this 2002-nucleotide messenger RNA. RefSeq lists its product as uncharacterized. The transcript is spliced from 13 exons. Gene Ontology annotation, cellular component: cytoplasm. Lineage: Eukaryota; Viridiplantae; Streptophyta; Magnoliopsida; Apiales; Apiaceae. The record is from RefSeq and is a predicted model, not a curated record. The coding region runs from base 109 to 1821 and encodes 570 amino acids. Gene Ontology annotation, molecular function: exopolyphosphatase activity.
AACAAGAAAAAGGUGCAACAACAGGAAUAAACUGUUUAGUGUUUGUUUCUUAUUAGCUAUGCCGACUCUUACUUUUCUCCUUCUCUAUUAUGCCCAUCAUCUCUCACCAUGGACUCGUUACCCUCCAUUCCAUUGCCUCCUCCUCCUCAGGAACGAUAUAUUCGAUCUCGUGAUCACCCCCUUUUCGACGGGAUGAGAAAAAGCAAUGCUAAUCGAGGCACUCUCUUCAACUUUCUAGGAAGAAAUAGUAAACAGAGCAUUUCACGGUCAGUAUCAGAAAUCAGUGACAUUAAAUCCAAAAAGACCCUUACUGAUUUUUCCGAAAGUGCUGCUUCUGGUCCAAUCAAAGAUUCACUGUCCGAUAUUAUAUUGGAACCUUAUCCACGAUCUUCAUCUGGGAGAUGGUCGAAGGAUUCCAAGAGAACUUCUGCAUCCGUAAAAAUUCAGUCAGAAUUAAGUAUCGACCUUGGGGAAGAAGACGAGUUUGGAAAUUUUAGUCCAAGGGCCUCCAAUGAUGAGUCUUACACUCGAACUAGCAUGGCAUCACCUACAACUGAAAGAUCAUUUAGCAUGAAUUUUGAAAGCACAAAACUCUCCAAAAUUCCAUUGCCUCCAUCUGCAGCAUCCUUCUAUAGUGGCCAUUCACCACAAAUGGAAGUUGUGGAAUUGUGCAAAGGCAUUCAGUUGAUAAAUACGUAUUUGAAAGCUUGCAAGGAUGAUGUCAGUGCCGGUGUACCUGGAAAAUUCUUGCAUGCUGUACUCGGACAGGAUGCUUGCGAUGUCGGAUCUGUUGUUUCAACUAUCAUGUAUUCCUUUUACUUGCAUUCAUCACUUAAGAACGACCAAUUCUGCACUGUUCCUGUUAUAAACAUGAAAAGGGCAGACUUGAACUCUCAUGCUGAGUUAAAAUGGCUUCUUGAGACAUGUAAUGUGGACCACUCACAAUUGAUUUUCAUUGAUGAGAUUGACCUCUCAUAUUAUGAUUUAUUUGGGAGCCUCAAGCUAGUUUUCCUGAACGGAGACAAUCUUCCAGAAAAGCAAGAGGCGUUAAAAGGUGCCCUUGUAGAGAUUUUCAAUUGCAAAAAGGGUGAUUCAGCAUACCGUUGGGUUGAUAAUGUCACUGUCGGAGAGGACUGCUCAUGCUGUACAGUGAUUGCUGAAAAAUUUGUGCAUAACUCACCUGAGAUAUUGGCUGGGAGGGGAUUCAGUCGGCUGCUGCUUGCAGGUAUUCUCUUGGAUACCCGAAAUAUGUCUAGCCCUCGUUGUACCGACAAAGAUAGGUACAUGGCAACCUUACUGAUUAAUGGAGCUGGCCGUUUUGGAUGCACUGGUCUCCAUCAAAUUUUGAAGUAUAAAAUGUAUGAUGUAACUGAUCUAAAAGUAGGACAUAUCUUACGCAAAGAUUUCAAAAAGUGGACAAGGAUAGGAAAGUCGGACAAUGUUGCAGCAGAAAUGUUAUCAUAUGUGGGGUUGACUUCGAUUGGAAUAUCAAUCGCGCAACUUUUGGCACAUGAUGAAACUUCAGCAGAAGAAAUUAUGCAGUUUCAACAGGUGGAGAAACUUCGCCUGUUUGUGAUCGUUUCUGGCUAUUAUGAUUCCCAGAAGAACUUCAAGAGAGAGAUCCUGGUUUCUGCUGAAUCCUCUGAACUUAUGAAAAACCUUCUUCAAUUUUUUAACUCAAAUGCCUCCCAGCUGCCCCUUAAAGAAAUGCAACAGCCAGGUCUGCUAGGCGAGAUGAGAGCAUUUGGGAUCGACAAGGUUACUUCAAGGAGGACCAUUGAGCGGCUGCUAGAAGAAUUUGGUAAAUUGGUGAGACGCUGAUGUUAGAAUUAUCAACUACCACAAAACUUCUCUUUGGAUCAUUUAUGCAAUAGGCUGUUGAACGAAAAUAAAAGCUUUUGAUUCAUGAUAUUUAAGGAAGCAACAAUGUUUGUUAAUUUUUUUAAAUCUUUGUGUAUAACAACAUUAUAUAUAGUGCGAAUGAGUUUCUAAUGACUACUGA